Molecule: messenger RNA, 4369 nt
Organism: Betta splendens (Siamese fighting fish)
Lineage: Eukaryota; Metazoa; Chordata; Actinopteri; Anabantiformes; Osphronemidae
Gene: alx4a
Product: ALX homeobox 4a
Exons: 4
Coding region: 319-1431 (370 amino acids)
Biological process (GO): regulation of transcription by RNA polymerase II
Molecular function (GO): RNA polymerase II transcription regulatory region sequence-specific DNA binding; DNA-binding transcription activator activity, RNA polymerase II-specific
Source: RefSeq, a predicted model, not a curated record
GUCUCAUCCUCUGAGGGAAGACGGGUUUGUGUAACUCUCCUCAAACCUGAGGCGGAGUUCGGGGUGUUUGGUCAACGACAGUGGUUCCUGGAAAAGAUCUGAAUCGUUUUAUAACCGAAUCCAGCUGCGGUCCGGCGCGGGCUGCAGUUUCAGCGUCCGUGUGUUUGUGUGAGGUAGAGGCAGAGAGAGAGGAAGGGGUGUCUGCGCGUUCCUUUCACAACAGAACGAGAGAGAGAGAGAGAGAGAGAGAGAGGCGAAGAGAGGGGGGAGAGAGAGAGUUUGGUUUUGUCUUUUUCGCCCCCUUGACUCUUUUUAGGCAUGAACGGCGAGACCUGCGUUUCAUUCAUCGACAUGACAUCCAUGGAUUCAUAUUAUAGCCCGUCUGCAGCGCAAGGCAGGGAUCACCAGAGCGGCCACUUUAGGACAUUCCCAACCGCUGACACCAAAUACAGCCCCACCGCCUUCCUGCCCAACAAAGGUCAGGCUUACGGAGAAAAGUCCCGGAGCCCCUUCCAGCAGGACUGCCAGUCAUUGGAUGCCGCCGCAGCUGGGCAAGGCACUUUCAGCAAAUACCACCUCUUCACGCAGACGUCGUCUUCUUGCAAAACACCGCCGGAGGACGGAAAGCUGCACCGGGAGAGCGGACGCAACGGAGCGCUCGUCGCGUGCUAUGGUAAGGACAGUUCAGGUGUGACGGACUCCGAUUUGGCCCCGGACACGGACCCCCCCGGAAUGGACCCCGGCUACCUGAGCGUGAAGGAGCAGGGCGCGAAGGCGGCCGCCGACAGGUCGCCGGGCGCCGAUCUGGACAAGGCCGAGGGCGGCGAGAGCAACAAGGGCAAGAAGAGGCGCAACCGCACAACCUUCACCAGUUACCAGCUGGAGGAGCUGGAGAAGGUCUUCCAGAAGACCCACUAUCCAGAUGUGUACGCUCGGGAGCAGCUGGCGCUGAGGACGGACCUGACGGAGGCACGCGUGCAGGUGUGGUUCCAGAACCGGAGGGCGAAAUGGAGGAAGAGGGAGCGCUUCGGGCAGAUGCAGCAGGUGCGGACGCACUUCUCCACGGCGUACGAGCUGCCUCUUCUGACGCGCCCUGAGAACUACGCGCAGAUCCAGAACCCGUCCUGGAUCGGCGGCAGCAGCGCGGCGUCUCCCGUGCCCGGCUGCGUGGUGCCCUGCGACACCGUGACCUCCUGCAUGACCCCGCACCCCCAUUCCGCAAGCGGGGUGUCCGAUUUUCUGGGGGUGCCGAGUCCCGGAGGCCACGUGGGCCAGGCUCACAUGGGCAGCCUGUUCGGAGGGUCCCCCGGCAUGGGCGCAGGCAUCAACACCUACGACCUGAACAUGGACCCUGACCGCAAGUCCUCCAGCAUCGCCGCUCUGCGGAUGAAGGCCAAGGAGCACAGUGCCGCCAUAUCGUGGGCCACAUGAUGGGCCGAUGUUCGCUGGAAGCGCCAUCGCGCGGGUGCUGGACAAUGACGGCGAGAGGGGGCAAUGAAAACGAAGACCCUGAAGGCAGCGGUGACUAUCUUAUAAAUAUGGAGGCAUGGAGAAGAACAUGAGCGAAGCCACGAGGCGCUGCCCUGUUUCUAGAGACAUCAACCACAGCCUGUGAGAGUAAAGACCGGUCACAGUGAUGAUGUCCACUACAGGAGCUGUGUUAGGAAAAUUUACAUCCAUGCACUUAUUUGAUAAAAUACAGGAAAUUCUGUUUGUACAGUGCUUUUAGUGUCAGUGUAGAUCUCUGUUCAGGUGCUAUUUUAUUCAGACGUGUUAUUUAUAUUUGGGUUGUUGUGUUUUUCUCUACAGCCGUUUCUCUUUUUUGGGGCUGUUUUGGUUUAAAAAGUAGUUCAACAAGCACCCUUGAAGCAUAAAAAUGACAUUUGUGUUAAAUGUUCUACACAUUUUAUCCUAAGCAGUGGCUUAUGCUUUAGCCAGGGCUUCUGAGGCUUCUCAUAUCCAACACAAACAUUAAAGCAACCACCUCUGGCUGGUUAGAUUUCAGCGACUAUAGAACGUCUACCCUCAAACAUUUACAAGUCAAACAGGCGGAAUGUGGUUUGUUUUAGUGCGGUUGGGGUGAGACAUCCACCUGCAGCACCGGAGAGAGGAAGGGAUGGAUGAGGCAGUGUUUGUGGGAGUGAGAGGACACAGCGGGCCGGCUGCUCUCAGGGCUGGAGAGCCGGGAGCAGCAGGCAGCACAGAGUGGGCUCUGUCUGCAGGGGACACGCUGGGAGCGGACGCGACCGUGCCCCUCGACGGCGCCCGCAGCUUCAGGGGCUGCAGGGAGAGAGAAGUGCCCACUAGUCAGUCAGACUGCCAGGAAUAGCAAGGAAAACAGCAGCCGCGGCCUUUGAAGCGGGGGAGGGAGGUGGAUCGCGCUGCGUGUGUUGACACGUUUCGACGGUCAGAACCCAACGGUCUGUUCUGGACCCGUGCAGAGGAGUUCAAUGCGGGUCGGUCAGCGGCCCUGAAGCAGCUCCACUGCACAUGCACAAACACAGGAAGCCGAAGCAGCUCACUGCCGUCUGCAGCGCUGACAACCAAUACAUGAGAUCCUAUUUAUCUAUGUAAAUAGAAAAAAAAUAUGAUACCUAUGUAUCAUAUUCAGCUUUUAAUGCAUCUCAUCUGAACACCUCAGAACUGAAAGUUUUAGACACCUUGAAGCCCCAUUUUCCACCAAGAAAACAGCUGAGCCAGGAAACACCUGGCUGCUGAACAAAUUACUGGAAGGUUUGUUAGUGAAUUUGCAGCAUUAGCAUCGUAUCAGCAAUCACAGAUUAUUCACUCGGUAGUUAUGUGUGCUUCAGCUCUGGGCCUCGACUGGAGCAACCAAGCAGCGUCCUGUGUUUUUUGCCAGACAUGAUGCUCAGACUUAAAAAUAGCAAGUGACCGGUGGCUCCGCAGCCAUUAUAAAGCACAAACACAAUAUUCUCUAUGAUUGGAGUAGAAAGAGUCCGAAAAUUGUCAAGACUGUGCAGCUCCACAAGUUGUCAAACUAGAACCCCGUUGACCUGAGAGCCCCCCAAGCCACAUUCCUACCCUGCAACGCGAUUAAAUAGUAAACCUUGUUUUUGUCAGUAACUUCCUCCUCCGUGGUCAGAAAUAGCAGAUGAGGUUUAGGAAUGAGGACACGCAUGUUCUCCGUUGUUUGCAGGGCCUGAUUUAGAGCUUUAGCAUAACAGAGGGUUUCAUGCUUAUGAAAAGUAAACCUGAUAUCUCAGUAAUACACCUUCAGGCAGAGCAAGCAUUGCUAAUUCUCUAAACCGAACCACAUUCACUGUCCUUCUGGAAGGGAAGUGGGGUGCAGGUUAUAACCUGUCAGCAGAGCAGAUCGCCCUGAAGUUGUCCAAAUUACAUCCAGUCUUACACUCCAAUCCAAAUCCAAGACAUAUGCAUGAACCUGACUGCAGAGCGCGUAUCUUUAAAAACCCAGAGGGUCCCUUUGCAUAUGUGGACGCGGGCCCCCCUGUGCUCCGGCUGAGGGGUUGGAUGGAGGGCGAGCCGCGAGGGCGUCUGCUGUGUUCCGGUGUUCUGGGAAAAGGACAGUGCACACAGCUGUGCUCACGGGGUAAAUGCAAAACAAACAUGCCUCGCUCAUGCUUCCCCCUCAGCUGUCAUGGCUCUGCUUUCAAAGAUUCACCCCUCCUAAUCACCCAUAUUGCACUAGGCCCCACCCUUUGCUCACUUUCACCGUGUCCACUGGGCCCAGUCUACAGCCCCCCCCACCGCAGGGUCCAACCCAGGAAGGCUUUUUAAUCAACACUAAGCCAUGUGGAGGCCGUGGACUCCAGUAUUGUGUGUCAGGACAGACAGGACUGUCCAUCUUCUGUGCGAUGUAACAGAACUGACAGACAUAUUGGCAGAGCAGCUUAGUUUCAUACACUAUGAACUCACUAUUUGUACUUAAUUGUAUGAGUUUAGGCCUUUUCCAGCAGCUCCACCAACAACUUCCAUCCUUUCAAAAAGAACCAUAAUACAGGAUUCGCUUUACAUGAAAUAAACUCAGCGAUGCCAUCAAAGUCCACUCAGUCAUUUUCUAAUACUACUGAAAUCAAGCAAUCAGUAUGAGUAGAUGUCCCAAAUGUUGCUGUGUGCGCAUGAGCAUUUUUGAGCAUGCAAAAUGGAAUGAAGUGAUGCCUCCGAGACGUGGCCGAGUGUUGUUGUGUCAUUUCACGAGUACUGUCUAUCACGUUUUGCCAACAGGUGGCUUACGGUACAAUUGUAUUUUUCUUGAUCUCAUUCUUGCGAGCUUCAAAAGGUAUUUUUCAUGUUUUUGUGGCUUUAAGCGUUAAGUCUUUGGAAAUUAGUGUAUAAACUUACUCAUGCUUGUGUUUUCUGUGUGAUUAAAGUACAGUAAGUUAUUGCA